AAAUGUUGCAUGUAUGACAAGAAAUGGAGGGCGCCUAAACUUUCUCUGUGCACUUGAACUCUCUAUCCACAGGUUUCAAGCAUCCUCGAUUAGCGCAUCGAACGUUCUUUGGACGAUGCCCCUCGAGAAGCGUAAGAGUUCCUUCCACUCGACGACAACGAAGAGCAACCCAGGAAGCAAAACUUCUCUUCUCCCACAUCUUCAAGUCAAUGGACUAUCUCUGAGAUGGUUGAUUUGGUAGGUCGGUAGAAAAUCUUUGUGUUCGCGAAACGCUUCUGCCCGAAAUGACACUUGAGCUCUUGGUGUCCCUCCGGCUGCUCUUUCCUCCCGUUCAUCGAAACGGUCACCCUCUUAAGGUCCAUCUCCCAUCCCAACAUCUCCGCUCAACAUCAGCAUUGGGGCAUUGGCAUAAGUCAUCAGUAUUCAACUACACUUCCAUUCGUUCCCAUCAGCAUUCGCUUGAACAUCAUCCAGUACAGUACGUCCGUUUGAGCCCAGCAUCUCAGAAGCGAAGGCGGCUGACCCACUUGCGGUUUCAAUCUUGGCACACCAAGAUCCCCAGAUUCUUGAACCUGGUUACGACACUCGGUGACUACUGUCUGGAAACACUGGACUCACGACCAGACAUUACCAGGGUACACAUAGUCGUGUGGUCGUUGAAGCCUCCUCCUUAUCUCGACCCCCACACACAAACAUUUCCAAAUAAUCGCAGCAUUCGUCGACGUCAAGACUCGACCCCGGAGUGACUUCUGGGCGCACGCGACGUCGGCAACUACUGUACUGUAUUUUCUCGGAUAAAGGAGCCGAGCGAUCACGAGCGGCCAUCAUCUCGACCAAGAGCACCG
Messenger RNA from Hyaloscypha bicolor E, 845 nucleotides. RefSeq lists its product as uncharacterized. The record is from RefSeq and is a predicted model, not a curated record. The transcript has a single exon. Bases 285 to 746 code for a protein of 153 amino acids. Lineage: Eukaryota; Fungi; Ascomycota; Leotiomycetes; Helotiales; Hyaloscyphaceae.